AUGGGUGGAAUUACUCUUGAAGAGAUAAAAAAUGAGACCGUUGAUCUGGAAAAAGUUCCGAUAGAAGAGGUGUUUGAGCAGUUGAAAUGCUCCCGGGAAGGGUUAAGUUCCGAUGAAGGAGAUAACAGGAUUCAAAUUUUUGGCCCCAACAAAUUGGAAGAAAAGAAGGAAAGCAAAAUACUUAAGUUUCUCGGUUUUAUGUGGAAUCCACUAUCAUGGGUCAUGGAAGCUGCAGCUAUAAUGGCAAUUGCACUGGCUAAUGGAAGCGGACAGCCCCCGGAUUGGCAAGAUUUCGUUGGUAUUAUUUGCUUGCUCGUUAUCAACUCGACUAUCAGUUUCAUUGAAGAGAACAAUGCGGGAAAUGCUGCUGCAGCUCUUAUGGCUGGUCUUGCUCCUAAAACAAAGGUCCUCAGAGAUGGUCGAUGGAGUGAGCAGGAAGCCGCCAUUUUGGUUCCUGGAGAUAUUAUUAGCAUUAAAUUGGGAGAUGUCAUUCCUGCUGAUGCUCGUCUUCUUGAAGGCGAUCCAUUAAAGGUUGAUCAAUCCGCACUCACAGGAGAGUCACUUCCUGUCACCAAGAAUCCUUACGACGAAAUUUUCUCUGGUUCAACAUGCAAACAAGGUGAGAUUGAAGCUGUGGUUAUUGCUACGGGUGUUCAUACCUUUUUCGGGAAGGCAGCACAUCUUGUGGAUAGCACCAACCAAGUUGGGCACUUCCAGAAAGUGCUCACUGCUAUUGGUAACUUCUGCAUUUGCUCCAUUGCGGUUGGAAUGCUAGCCGAGAUUAUAGUCAUGUACCCGAUUCAACACAGGAAGUACAGGCAGGGGAUUGACAAUCUCCUUGUUCUGUUAAUCGGAGGCAUUCCUAUUGCCAUGCCUACUGUCUUGUCCGUCACAAUGGCCAUUGGAUCUCACAGGCUAUCACAGCAAGGUGCCAUCACAAAGAGAAUGACUGCCAUAGAGGAAUUGGCUGGCAUGGAUGUCCUAUGCAGUGACAAGACUGGGACUUUGACUCUCAAUAAGUUGACCGUCGAUAAAACCUUGAUUGAGGUCUUUGCUAAGGGCGUAGACCCUGAUCAAGUUCUGCUUCUUGCUGCAAGGGCUUCUAGGACUGAAAAUCAAGAUGCAAUUGAUGCUGCCAUUGUCGGUACCCUUGCUGAUCCAAAGGAGGCACGGGCUGGUAUCAGGGAGGUCCAUUUUUUCCCCUUCAACCCCGUGGACAAGAGGACUGCUUUGACUUACAUUGAUUCAAAAGAUAACUGGCAUCGAGCUAGCAAGGGAGCCCCGGAACAGAUUUUAACUCUCUGCAAUUGCAAGGAAGACCUCAAGAAAAAGGUUCAUGGCGUUAUUGAUAAAUUUGCGGAGCGCGGUCUUCGGUCAUUGGCAGUUGCAAGACAGGAAGUGCCAGAGAAAUCAAAAGAAAGCCCUGGUGGUCCAUGGCAGUUUGUUGGGUUGUUAUCCCUAUUUGAUCCUCCCAGACAUGACAGUGCCGAGACCAUCCGCCGUGCCCUCCAUCUUGGUGUUAAUGUGAAAAUGAUUACAGGCGAUCAACUUGCCAUUGCUAAAGAGACUGGGCGCAGGCUUGGUAUGGGAACAAAUAUGUACCCCUCCGCUUCAUUGCUUGGGCAACAUAAAGACGAAUCCAUUGCUGGCCUUCCUGUUGAAGAGUUGAUUGAGAGGGCAGAUGGUUUUGCUGGGGUCUUUCCAGAACACAAAUAUGAAAUAGUGAAGAAGUUGCAGGAGAGCAAGCACAUUGUUGGAAUGACGGGAGAUGGUGUCAAUGAUGCACCAGCUUUAAAGAAGGCAGAUAUUGGAAUUGCAGUUGCCGAUGCUACAGAUGCUGCAAGGGGUGCUUCCGACAUUGUACUCACUGAACCUGGGUUGAGCGUUAUCAUCAGUGCAGUAUUGACCAGUCGAACUAUUUUCCAAAGAAUGAAGAACUAUACAAUAUAUGCAGUCUCCAUCACAAUCCGUAUUGUUUUCGGUUUCAUGCUAAUUGCUUUGAUUUGGAAGUUCGAUUUCUCUCCAUUCAUGGUUUUGAUCAUUGCCAUCCUCAAUGAUGGAACAAUUAUGACAAUCUCAAAGGAUAGAGUAAAGCCAUCUCCAUUGCCUGAUAGUUGGAAAUUAAAAGAGAUAUUUGCAACCGGCAUAGUACUUGGAGGUUACCUUGCACUGAUGACUGUUAUAUUCUUCUGGAUUAUGAAGGAAACUAACUUCUUCUCGGAUAAGUUUGGUGUAAGAUCUAUUAGAAAUAGCGAACACGAAAUGAUGGCUGCUCUUUACCUACAAGUGAGUAUUAUCAGCCAGGCUCUGAUUUUCGUGACUAGAUCACGAAGCUGGUCGUUCAUGGAACGCCCUGGACUACUGUUAUUGACUGCUUUUGUCAUCGCUCAGCUGAUUGCAACUAUAGUUGCCGUUUACGCCAACUGGGGGUUCGCCAGAAUCAAAGGAUGUGGUUGGGGAUGGGCUGGUGUAAUCUGGCUUUACAGUAUUGUAUUCUAUUUGCCGCUAGACGUAAUUAAGUUUUCCAUUCGUUAUAUCUUAAGUGGCAAGGCCUGGCAGAAUUUGUACGAGAACAAGACUGCCUUCACCACCAAGAAGGACUAUGGCAAAGAGGAGAGAGAAGCACAGUGGGCUCUUGCGCAAAGGACCCUACAUGGCCUUCAAGCCCCAGAGACAACUAAUCUUUUCAACGAGAAGAAUAGCUAUAGAGAACUUUCUGAAAUCGCAGAGCAGGCCAAGAGGAGAGCUGAAAUUGCAAGGCUUCGGGAGCUGCACACACUCAAGGGUCAUGUCGAGUCAGUAGUGAAGCUUAAAGGCCUCGACAUCGACACGAUCCAACAACACUACACCGUGUGA
Fraxinus pennsylvanica is the source of this 2856-nucleotide messenger RNA. The record is from the annotation of a GenBank genome assembly. NCBI's taxonomy places the organism in Eukaryota, Viridiplantae, Streptophyta, Magnoliopsida, Lamiales, Oleaceae.